Messenger RNA from Peronospora matthiolae, 123 nucleotides. The record is from the annotation of a GenBank genome assembly. NCBI's taxonomy places the organism in Eukaryota, Oomycota, Peronosporomycetes, Peronosporales, Peronosporaceae.
AUGGGUAAAAAGGGUGUACGCCCUGAUCCGGAAAAGAUCAAGGCGAUUAGCGACUGGUCUGUGCCAGUCGACGUCAAGGGACUUCGAAAGUCUCUUGGCUUGGCGGCGUACUCGCACAAGUAA